Messenger RNA from Pimephales promelas (fathead minnow), 3901 nucleotides. The record is from RefSeq and is a predicted model, not a curated record. Lineage: Eukaryota; Metazoa; Chordata; Actinopteri; Cypriniformes; Leuciscidae.
UUUCGUUUCCUCGGAUCGAGAAUUAACCCAUCAGGUGCUGCUGAUCUGGAGUCAGUGUUCAGAGAGAAACUCCCUCUCUGACCCGCAUAUAAACCCAUGAAUAAUGGCGGAGAACACGAUCCUGCAGGUCCUGUGCGGGAAUCACGGAGCGAUGGACUACGAGCAACUCCUGGAUAUUUCAUUCGGGCUGACGGAAAUAUCGCCUCCGAAUUCCCUGGAUAAAAUCCUGCGGGAAAGCGGCGCGUUCACAGUCAUCCAGCGCGACGGCCGCCGAGAGGUGUUCGCCCAGGCUAACGUCAAACUGUGUCGGAGGAGCGAGUGCGACGAGCUGUUCUGUGGAGACCUGCACAUGUGCAAGUACGAGCUGAUGAUGGGCCGCUGCAACAGGCCUGGCUGCAGUUUUGGACACCAGCAGCUGCGGUCCGAGCACAACAUGAGGAUCCUGCGAGCGCAUCACAUGACCCGCCUGAGCCGGGAGCAUCUGUGUUGGCUGUUGCUGCAGUCCGACAAUGCGCUCCUGCCGCCCGUGUGUAUGAUGUUCAACCGGGGCCGAGGGCCUGACGGGAUCUGUCCCGACGGAGAGAAGUGCACUCGGCUGCACGUGUGUGAGGACUUCAUGCGGGGGCGCUGCGGGGGCACGGACUGCAGCCGGACCCACGACCUCCACGAGUCCCGCGUGCGCCGAGUCCUGCUCUCCAGAGGAGUGUGUCGUCAGCUGACGGACGAGCUUCCCUUCAUCUACCGCAACAUCUUCGCUCUGAAGAUCCGCGAACAGCGCGGGAGUGUGGAGGGCGUCCGGCCCGGGGUCCAGCCGGAGACCCACACAGGUGUGCUGGAGACCAGUGUGUGUGCGCGACUCGGCACAGAGAACGAGAUCUGCCUGUCCUUUCUCGUCAGAGACUUCUGCAGAGACGACCAAUGCAGAAAGACACACUUUAAGAUGCCCUAUAAGUGGGAGGUGAAGGUGGGCCGAACAUGGCACGAUUUACCCCACAGUGAGCAGAUCGAGCGUGAUUACUGUGACCCGUCCAACAUACACAGUUCUGGAAACGAGCCGGUGUUUUUUGAGGAGAUGACUCUGGGUUUGGACGAGGUCCGGCGCCUCUCGACGAAAUCCUCUGUGCUGCUUCCCGACUCCAUGCUCCUCACCACCGCCUGGACCUGGUACUGGAGAGACGAGUACAAUCGCUGGCUCCAGUACGCUUCUAUAGCAGAGAUGCACCGACUGUCUUCAGUCAGCAGUGAGCAGCUGGAGCAGAGAUAUCAGGAGUAUUUACAGCAGAACCAGGAGGAUUCUGGGAUCAAGUUCACAGCGGGAAACCGUUUCUAUGAGCUCAGCUUCACAGACAUGAAACAACGAAACGAAGCUAGCGGCACAGAGAGACCCGUCAGGCGACGGCCCGCGUUCGUUUCAUCGCUCGACGUCCAGAAGGCUAAAGCGAGAGGUUGCGGUGCCAAAAAGACUAAAUUUUCUAAAGGCGUUCCUGGAUUUUGGGAUCAUACUGCGAUUCCUAAAUCUGGAUUUAAGAGAGUGCGUCUCCCGCCGGCUCACAGAGAUUACGUGAGAGUCCAGGAGCGCUUCAAUGAAACUCUGAGGGGUUUUACUGUCCGACAGAUCGAGCGUGUGCAAAACAGGGAACUCUGGGAAAACUUUAUGACGAAAAAAGAACAAAUGAAAAUUGUAAACAAGUGUGAGAGAUGUCGUGAGCGGCUUUUAUUCCACGGCACCAUAUCCUCUCUUGUCGAUGGUGUGUGUCACAGAAACUGUGACUUUCAGGAGGUUGAUGCACCAUAUGGAAAGGGGAUGUAUUUCUCAAAGGACGCCAGGUACUGGGACGAGCGGACGGACGGGUUAGCAGUGAGGCGUGUGUUCGCGUGCAGGGUGUUGAUCGGCUACUACACCCGAGGAGCGGCUCGUUACCGCCAACCUCCGGCCAAAUGCGUCGAGGGAAGUCUGUACGACAGCUGUGUCGAUGAUCCACGUGACCCCUCCAUCUUUGUUGUGUUCGACAGGGCUCAGGUCUACCCAGAGUUCCUUAUUACGUACGCAGAGGAGAAUGGCACGUUUGAGAAGGUGCGGUUGGGUUUUGGCGCGUGUGACGUCGCUCUGGCGGCCGGAGUCGCUCAGGAAAACACGAAAGAAACGAGGCAAACCUCUAAAGCACCAGAACCAGGCCAAACCUCAGUCCUCAUCCACUCUGGGUCUGCCAGCUCAUUCAAGGGUCCAGAUUCUGGCCCAGAACACACUUCAGUCUCCGGAGGAACAGGCUCUCUCAUUACGGUCUUAAGUUCAACGUUACACGCAACUGUGGGUGUCACCACUGCACUUCCUGUCUCAGCUGCACUUCCUGUCUCAGCUGAACACGCCUCCACUGCACUUCCUGUCUCAGCUGAACACGCCUCCACUGCACUUCCUGUCUCAGCUGCACUUCCUGUUUUAGCUGAACGCACCUCCACUGCACUUCCUGUCUCAGCUGAACACGCCUCCUCUGCACUUCCUGUCUCAGCUGCACUUCCUGUUUUAGCUGAACGUGCCUCCACUGCGCUUCCUGUUUCAGCUGCACUUCCUGUCUGCAUCUCAGCUGCACUUCCUGUCUCGGAUAAACGCGCCUCCACUGCACUUCCUGUCUCAGCUGCACUUCCUGUCUCAGAUGAACGUGCCUCCACUGUGCCUCCUGUCUCAGCUGCACUUCCUGUCUCGGAUAAACGCGCCUCCACUGCACUUCCUGUCUCAGCUGCACUUCCUGUCUCAGAUGAACGUGCCUCCACUGCGCUUCCUGUCUCAGCUGCACUUCCUGUCUCAGAUGAACGUGCCUCCACUGUGCCUCCUGUCUCAGCUGCACUUCCUGUCUCAGAUGAACGCGCCUCUACUGCACUUCCGGAUUUAGCUGAACGCUUCUCCACUGAACUUCCUGUCUCAGAUAACCACCUCUUUACUGCACUUCCUGUCUCAGCUGAGAGCGCCUUCACUGCACUUCCUAUCUCUGCUGCAUUUCCUGUCUCAAAUGAAUGCACCUCCAUUGCACUUCCUGUCUCAGAUAAACGCCUCUUUACUGCACUUCCUCUCUCAGCUCCUCUUCCUGUCUCAGAUAAACACCUCUUUACUGCACUUCCUGUCUCAGCUGAAAGCUCCUUCACUGCACUUCCUGUCUCAGAUGCUCCCAGAACACCUCUGCAUCCAGCUCUGGCGGCUCAGAAAGCUGAGAGCUCCCGGUGUCCUCCGUGUGCGAGUGUCCUGGAUGAGUCCAGUCUCUCCAUGGGGUUGCAGAGCACAGUGAAGUAUUCAGUGAAGAGCACGCCGUCUCAGCCAGCGGGAGUGGACAGAACCGCUCAGAGUUGGUCUCGCGCCGGCGACUCGGCGUCCUCUGACCACAGCCGCCUCCUUCCACACGAUCACACCGGAAGCUCUUCGGCAGGGACACACACACACAACCCUGAGCCGCAGAAGAAGAAGUGUGCUGUGAUGUGAUCUGUAAUCAUAAUGUGCGUCAAGUCAAGUUGCAUUAGCAACUAAUAUUUGUGUUAUUAAAACAUUAUCAGUCGAGUUUAAAACUUUAAGUUAUUCAAAUGUUUAAGGAUAUCAGGACUUGUGAGUUUUUUUGCAUCGCGACAAUACUAAGUUUAUUGACAUCUUAAAUAUUAACCUGUACACUCACUCACAGAUGUAAUGUUUGUACUUGUUUUGUUUAUAAAAUCAGUUCCUGUGUUAUCUAGCAUCAUUUAGUCUCACAUAAUCAACAUUUGGCACAGAAUGAGUCUAUGAACAUUUGUUUUCAACAGGUGCUGCUUUCCUGCUUCUGAUCAAUGUCUGAUUUAUGUGUGAAAUCUGAUGCAGCACUAUUAUGCUGUUCUGUGAUAAGAGUGGACUUUAAGAGGAAUAAAAUACACCGAUAAAACAGUC